AAAUAUAAGUAAUGUGCUAAAAUAGACAAGAAGGCAAACUGCCAGUUUAAAGUGCUUCAAUCAGUCUGGCAGGCCAUGCCAAGCGUACUACUGCUGCUUGCACUGCUUCUUACAGAACAAGAAAUUGGUCAAGUCUACUGUGGUUCAUGGAAACAUUCUGAGGAUCCCAAAAUAGAGGGAUGGCGUGGUGCAUGUACAACAGGUCGGUAUCAAUCCCCCAUCAGCAUUAUUUAUAAGAAUUUGUGGUACAGCAAAGUUCCGCCAUUGGCCUUCAUAAACUACAAUAAUAUUACUACAACAAUAUGUAACAACGGCCACUCUGUGGUGUUCAAGGUCAACCAGAACCAUGAAGCAGCGAUAGUUAAUGGAGGAUUAAAGAACCUCUAUAUUUUGGAUGAGGUGGGGUUCCACUGGGGUUCUGAACACACACUCAAAGAAAAAAGAUAUCCUUUGGAAAUGCACUUGAUACAUUACAACAGUCUUUACGACAGCAAAGAAACUGCACUAUGUCGCAGUGAUGGUUUGGCAAUUAUUGCCGUUUUAUUUUGUGCUUCUCUUGAAGACAAUGUCUACUUCAACCCAAUAAUAUCUGCUCUAGAAAAUGAGUACAUUUACGGAAGUUUUGGUAACAUGUCUACGGUUCCUGGACCAAUUGAUUUACAACAGCUACUUCCCUUCGAGAGCCAGAGGUUUUUCAGAUACCACGGUUCACUGACGACGCCACCAUGCUCAGAGAUAGUAACAUGGACUGUGAUGGAACAUGUUUCCUAUAUAUCAAAGAAUCAGCUUCAAAGAUUCUGCAAAGUGCGUACAAAAACUGGAGGCAAAACCAACUUUAGGUGGCCAAAACCUCUUAACAACAGAAAAGUAUAUCUUCUAACAGGAGUUCAGAUACAAAACUCAGGAAAUGUUGCUGUGAUAGUUUGUCUUAGUAUGUUAGCUAUAUUGUUUGAUUGUCAACUUCUUUAGGUUCACGAUACUGUAAAUAAAAAUCCUUUUUAAAAA
Molecule: messenger RNA, 1005 nt
Organism: Homalodisca vitripennis (glassy-winged sharpshooter)
Lineage: Eukaryota; Metazoa; Arthropoda; Insecta; Hemiptera; Cicadellidae
Product: putative carbonic anhydrase 5
Exons: 7
Coding region: 76-969 (297 amino acids)
Cellular component (GO): cytoplasm
Molecular function (GO): carbonate dehydratase activity; zinc ion binding
Source: RefSeq, a predicted model, not a curated record